Molecule: messenger RNA, 1683 nt
Organism: Diaporthe batatas
Lineage: Eukaryota; Fungi; Ascomycota; Sordariomycetes; Diaporthales; Diaporthaceae
Exons: 3
Coding region: 1-1683 (560 amino acids)
Molecular function (GO): iron ion binding; oxidoreductase activity, acting on paired donors, with incorporation or reduction of molecular oxygen; heme binding
Source: RefSeq, a predicted model, not a curated record
AUGCUGUCCAUGCUCAUGUGGCCGGCCUUCGGCCUCCUGGCCUGGACGCUGUACUGCAACUUCUGCCUCUUGCAAAACUAUCUGAUAGCUCGCAAGAUCGGCGUACCUGUGCGCGUCAUUCCUAUUGACCAUAUCAACCCCCUGUGGAUGCUGGUGGACAAGAAGGUCCUGUCACUUAUUAAGAAGGUCCCGGGCCCCUUGGGCAACAAUAGCUUUACACGGUAUAAUUUUCGGACAUUCGAGAUGUACGACCGUUGCGACUCACAUCAUGAGAUGGGUGAUGCCUUCAUGAUCGUGACGCCGAGACGGAACUGGCUCUACCUGGGUAAUCCCGAUGUCAUCAUGGAAAUGUUCCGGCGACGAUCCGAGUUUCCACAGUGCAUCGAGCUUACUGAAAUGCUCGAUGUCUUCGGGAAGAAUCUGGGCACCGUGGAGGGCCAGCAGUGGAAGACCCAGCGCACGAUGAUCGCUACUUGUUUCAACGAGCCAAACAAUGAGAUCGUCUGGUCUGAAAGCCUGACGCUCGCUCGUGAUAUGCUGAAGUACUGGACUGGGAGACCGUCCAUCACAACUUCUGCCGAUGAUCUCCGUUCGCUUUCUCUGCACAUUCUCGCUUCGGCUGGUUUUGGAAAAUCAACGAAGUGGGAAAGCCCAGAAGAGAGAACCAAGAAUAGUGUUUCUGGCGACUACAAGGAUUCUCUCCAACUCAUUCUAGAGAAUUGCAUUCUCAUCAUGGCCAUCGGACCAAAGUUCCUAUCCAAGGCGAGGCCCUGGCUCCCAAAGUCAUGGAAGCUCGGGAUCCUGGCCGACAGGUGCGCCGUCUUCCAGCGCUACAUGACGCAGGUCUACGAGGAAGAGAAGUCCCAGGCCCGGCUACAGGCGGGCUCGGCGGCGGCCGCCCCCAAGACGCUGAUGAGCUCGCUGGUCCGCGCGUCGCAGGAGGAGGGGGCCAGGAGCGGCGCCGGGCUGACGGAGAGCGAGAUCUACGGCAACAUGUUCAUGCUCAACUUUGCCGGCCACGACACCACCGCGCACACCUUCACCUUCGCCAUCCACUUCCUGGCCGCGAACCCGGCCGUGCAGGACUGGGUCUCGGAGGAGGUCCGCGCCGUGCUCGGCGGCGAGGACCGCGGCGGGUGGGACUAUGCGGCCCACUUCCCGCGCCUCAGGCGCUGCUUCGCCGUCAUGCUCGAGACGCUCCGCCUGUACACGCCCGUCCCCGUGGCCAAGUGGACGGACAAGGGCACGGCGUCGCUGGAUGUCGGGGGGAAGACGAUCGUUGUCCCGCCCAACACCAUGGUCAUCCCCAGCUACGCGGCUGUUCACACGGAGCCCAAGUACUGGGGCUCGGACCCGCUCGUGUGGAGGCCGUCGCGCUGGAUUCAGGAGGGCGCGGCGGCACCCGGCCAGGAAGAAGUAAUCAGCCCAAAGAAGGGAACCUUUCUGGGUUGGUCUGAGGGGGGGAGGGACUGCCCCGCCCGUAAGUUUUCACAGGUCGAGUUCGUGGCUACGGUGGCGACCUUGCUGCGGGACUGGAGGGUCGAUCCGGUGCAGCUGGAUGGGGAGAGCCCGGAUGAUGCGCGGAGGAGGGUGCUGAACUUGAUCAAAGAGGAUUCUGGACCUGUCCUGUUGCUUCAGAUGUUGCACCCCGAACGUGCUUCUCUAGCAUGGAAAAGGAGGUGA